UAGGCUUCUUUCUAGACUCGGCAAUCGUCAAAUCGUCACCGCCGUUGCUUAACAUCGACGGAAACCGACCCCAUAAAAAAUGGCGACAAUUCCAUUGUCAACCAUUCACACGAUCUUCCCACCACUACCCCCUUCACUAUCCCUCCGCCGUCGCCCGUCUAACAAUCUCUCAUCAUUUCAAAAACUCUUCAGACCUUCCAACAAACCCCUGAUUUCCACCUUCACCUCAAAUCUCGUCAAACCUUCAGCAAUGGACUCCAUUUCUUCCACGAGAGUCCAAUCGAGCGGCAGUUCUAGUGUUCCCGAUCUAGGGCUCAUUCAACGUGCUAUUCAAUUGGCUCAAUCAUCACCACCCACAUGGCAAUCUGCUAUUUUCAGUAAUUUUGUGAUUUUUCUCGUGGGAUCGCCGCUUCUGGUAUCGGGAUUAUCUCUCUCCGGCAUCGCCGCCGCCUUCUUGCUAGGUACUCUUACUUGGCGUGGGUUUGGACCAUCGGGAUUUCUUCUCGUCGCCACUUACUUCGUUAUUGGUACAGCAGUAACAAAGGUAAAAAUAGCUCAAAAGGAAGCUCAAGGUAUUGCGGAGAAGAGAAAAGGAAGAAGAGGACCCGGGAGUGUGAUUGGUUCAAGUGCUGCAGGUUGUGUUUGUGCAUUGCUUUCAAUUUAUGGAGUUGGUGGCAAAGUGUUUUCUAGGGUUUGGGAACUCGGAUUUGUUGCUAGUUUUUGUACAAAGUUGAGUGACACCGUGUCUAGUGAGAUUGGAAAAGCAUAUGGCCAAACAACAUAUCUAGUAACAACGUUGAAGGUUGUCCCGAGAGGAACCGAAGGUGCGGUUAGCGUUGAGGGAACUGUUGCCGGGGUUUUAGCUUCGAUUGUUCUUGCAUUUGUCGGUUGUGUUAUGGGCGAGAUUAAGGUUGCGGAAGCAGUCGUAUGCGUGUUGGCAUCACAAAUUGCAAAUGUUGGUGAAAGUGUGAUCGGGGCUGUGCUCCAAGAUAAAAAAGGAUACGAAUGGCUUAACAAUGAUGUGGUAAAUGUGAUUAAUAUAUCGCUGGGAAGCAUACUAGCCAUCUUGAUCAACCAAUUUGUACUCCAAAAUUGGCUUCCAUAAACAACCUAGUUUAAAUUCUUUCUAAGUUUGUUGUAUAAAUGGCUAAUUUUAAUGAUAGUUUUAUACGCUAAAAUUCUUUUUUGUUUAGAAUGAGUUAGUAAUACAUAUGGGUGCGUUGUACUUUGUAUAGUGUAACCAUUGAUAGCAUGGAAGAUGCGUAAUUUGAUUAGAG
Molecule: messenger RNA, 1277 nt
Organism: Lactuca virosa
Lineage: Eukaryota; Viridiplantae; Streptophyta; Magnoliopsida; Asterales; Asteraceae
Source: the annotation of a GenBank genome assembly